GUGUCGAUGUCCGCCAUGACGCCAUUGAAAAGACUGCAGUGAUCGAUAGGAGGACACAUUUUGCCGCUGAAAAAUGCAAAAUACUCGGUAAUUUUGGUGGUGGUCGGUCUGAAAACGAGUGAAUUGCGUGCCUGAGUGUCUGGAGCGUUGGACGCCGGUGAAAUGUCGUUGUUUCGCAAGCCCAAGAAGCCGAUGCAGCGGCGGGUGUUUGGGAGCUAUGAUGACGAUGAGAAUGAGGUGUCUGAGAGGAGCAUCAGCAGCAGCGAGCAGAACAGUAGCAACACGAAGAAGCACAAGAAGGACAAGGACAGAGGAGCAGCGAAUCUCCUGAGCUUCGACGAUGAAGAAGAGGGCGAGGAAGUGUUCCAAGUGAAGAAGUCCUCGCACAGCAAGAAGGUGAUGAAGAUGCUGGACAAGGAGCGCCGCAAGAAGAGCCGUCAGGGAUCAGACAGCAUAGCGCCCGGACAGCAGAUUCCGGCGCAACCGAAGAGAGAAUCUCCGCCAGUGUCAUCAAAGAGAACUCCUUCCGAGUUAAAUAGCAAAGAAAAAGUUAAAAAGGAAUCAAAAGAUAAUUCCAAUAGUAUCCAAACCGAAAUACGCACAGACGACUUUGUGCUCGUCAUUAAGAAGUCGGAGCCUGAGAGUGUGGUGCUGAACGGUCGCGCGGCUCUCUGUGCAGGCCGCGAUGACAUGUCCUCGGACGAGGAGUCGAACGAGAAGGACAAGAAGGAGUCGCAGCCAGGCAACCACAAAUUCACUCCGCUGGACAACUUUAAGAAGGUGCUGGAGAGUGGCAAGAUUCCUGAUGCUGCCAUGAUCCAUGCGGCCAGGAAGAGGAGGCAAAAGGCCAGAGAAUUGGGUAAGAAUGCACACACGACAUCAAAUGGGGUGAUUGUUCAUCUAAAGAGAGUGUUUAUCUGUCUUCUAGGUGAAUUAAUUCCCGUUGAGGAGAAACCGGAAGAAGUCAAGCCACGCCGGACAGAGGAGAAUCCGGAUGACGAUGGCUCUGAAGAGGAGGAGCGCAUCGAUAUGUCCGCAAUCACGGGUGCGAAGGAGCGCGAGGAGCGCCGUGAGAAAUUCUACUCUGUUCAGCAAGAGUUGUCCGACGACUCGGAUCUGGAGAUGAAUGAGUGGGAGAACCAGCAGAUCCGCAAGGGCGUGACGGGGACACAGCUGGCUCUGGCACACAGUGAGGCCGUCUUAUCGCAGUACAUGAUUCAGCCGGCCAGUGUGGUGGGAAGCCAGCAGAGUCUCUCCACUGGGGCGCUUCUGGAGCAGGCGUACGCUCGCAAUUGCCUGGAGAAGCCCAAGCAGAUGCUCUCGUCCACGGCAAAGGCGGAGAGCAAGUCGAGUGGGCCGCGAAUGCCACAAGAGAUCCUGCAGAAGGUGCGCGAGAGACUGACGCAAGUGUCUGAUCUCAGUGGCAAGCACAAGCGGGAGAUUGAGGAGAUGAGCUUGGAGAUGAAAGAGAUGAAGAUUGAGGCGAUUGACUGCGAACAGAAAGCGCCCGUUGCAGCUGCCAAAUAUCGAUUCUAUCAAGAAUUACGUGGGUAUGUCUCAGACUUGGUUGAAUGCUUAGACGAAAAGGUGCCGUUGAUUGUGGAGCUGGAGAAGAGGGCAAUUGUCCUGAUGGCGAAGCAUGCAAAUAACUUGAUUGAGCGGCGUCGGCAGGAUAUUCGUGACCAGGCGAAGGAAAUAUCCGACUCCUCGAAGCCUGGGAGCAGCCGAAAGGGUGAGGAUGAGGAGCACAUUCGACGUGCAGCCGAGCGGGAAGGACGAAGGACGAGGCGUCGGAGGGAUCGCGAGCGGAGCAACAUGAACGAGAGCCACUUGAACGGGAUGUCGAGCGAUGAUGAGAUCUCGGAUCAUGACCUGAGUCAGUAUCUGGCGCAGCUGGAGCUGCUAAAGAGUGAGGCGGAGAUGCUCUUCUCGGAUGUGGCGGACGAGUUUUGCCAGAUCCGAGAGAUUCUUAACAAAUUCCAAGCGUGGAAGAGCACUGACACGGCGGCGUACAGAGAUGCGUACGUGAGUCUGUGUCUGCCCAAGAUCAUCGGUCAAUUCAUCCGUCUGCAAAUGAUCACAUGGAAUCCACUUUCUGAUCACUGUCCGGACAUUGAGAAGAGUCCCUGGUUUGCUGCCUGCAUGAUGUAUUCGUACGCGGAGAGUGAGACAGAGGAGUCGCUGUCCAUUGAUCCAGACGUGACGCUAGUGCCGGUGCUCGUAGAGAAAAUCAUCCUGCCCAAACUCACGGAACAAAUUGAAACUUGCUGGGAUCCAAUGUCAACAUCACAAACAUUACGACUUGUGGGAUUCAUCAAUCGUCUGUAUCAAGAAUAUCCGUCUCUGAGGCCAUGUUCGAAGCCAUUGACAACGAUGUUCAAUGCUAUUCUGGAGAAGAUCAAAGCCUCUCUGGAUAACGAUGUCUUCAUCCCGAUCUUCCCCAAGCAGUCGCAAGAUGCACGAACGUCAUUCUUCCAGCGCCAAUUCUGCAGUGGACUGAAGUUGUUCAGGAACAUCCUGAGCUGGCAAGGCAUCUUAUCAGACGCGUCACUGCGCGAGGUGGCAAUCUUGUCACUCCUUAAUCGCUAUUUACUGUCCGCUAUGCGUGUCUGCUCACCGGCAGACGCUAUCGCGAAGGCGCACGUGAUUGUGUACACACUGCCGAGAGCGUGGCUCCAGUCGCAGAGCAGUGACUUCAAUCCCAGCAUCGAGAUGUUUGUGCAAUUCCUCAAACUGGUGGCCAAUCAGCUGGACAAGAGGAAUCCAAUUCACUUGGAUUCCUUGGAGAAGAUUGUAAAAAUUCUCAGUAGUCUUCAUGCAACACUUUAAAGAGACAGAAGGGGAAAGAGAAGAAGAAGUGGUGGUGAUAAGAGUCCGAAAAGAGAGUAAAGGGAAGUGUUUUGUCCAUAUUUUUAGUUGGGUUUGCAGUAAUACAAAUUUUUCCCAAGAUUGUAUUGAGAGAUAGCGCAAAAAAGGCAUUAAACACACUCUUUUGAGACUA
Molecule: messenger RNA, 3001 nt
Organism: Phlebotomus argentipes
Lineage: Eukaryota; Metazoa; Arthropoda; Insecta; Diptera; Psychodidae
Product: PAX3- and PAX7-binding protein 1
Exons: 8
Coding region: 163-2829 (888 amino acids)
Biological process (GO): mRNA splicing, via spliceosome
Cellular component (GO): nucleus
Molecular function (GO): DNA binding
Source: RefSeq, a predicted model, not a curated record